GCAAAGAUCCGAGCUGUCAGAGAUUUGAAGAAAAAAAAAAAAAAAAAAAAGGCAGCCCGGCGCUGGCGGAGACGCGCUCUCCCUGCAAAAAAAGCAAAGGCGAUUAAAGGCGCUGCCAGCCUCGCGCUCUGGGCACAGCUGAGCGUGACACUCGGGGAGUCAAACCCCUCACUACUGCCUAGGAAGAUGGCUAGACUUUAAAGACUAUUUUUUUUCCCUUUAAGAAAAAAAAAAUCUUGGAGCUUUAAAUUUUUUUUUCUUGCUUUCUUUUUUUUCCUUUCUUGUCUUUUUUUUUUUCUUUUUUUGGCCGUGGCUUACUCCCCAUUUAAAACAAGUCGUUUAAUUUGGUUGCAGAAAGAAAAGAGAAAUAGCCAAGUGUCUCCAUAUCUGGAUGUCUACAAAUUAGGGAGAGGUAGAGACAGCGAGAUCAUCUGCUCGGUAAGAGCGAGCGAUCCAGGCCGGGCGCCUGGGCUUUUUCUCUCCUGCACCCGCCCUGUGCCUUCGCGGAGGCUUCUCAGGCCUCCGUCCUCCGCGCACCCCCACGGGCCGCUGGCAAAGUGGGGUGGGGAGCGAGACAGGGGGGGCGGGGGCCGGCGCGGCGGCCGGGGCGGCGGGGCGGCCGAGUAUGGAAGAACAGCAGCCGGAACCUAAAAGUCAGCGCGACUCGGGCCUCAGCGCGUCGGCGGUGGCGGCGGCCCCGGGCAGCCUCAGCCUGAGCCUCAGCCCCGGCGCCAGCGGCAGCAGCGGCAGCGAUGGAGACAGCGUGCCGGUAUCCCCGCAGCCCGCGCCCCCCUCGCCGCCCACGGCGCCCUGCUUGCCGCCCCUGGCCCACCACCCGCACCUCCCCUCGCACCCCCCGCCCCCGCCGCCGCCGCUGCCGCCGCCGCCGCAUCUCGUGGCGCCUGCCCACCAGCCGCAGCCCGCGGCCCAGCUGCACCGCACCACCAACUUUUUCAUCGACAACAUCCUGAGGCCGGACUUCGGCUGCAAAAAGGAGCAGUCGCCGCAGCAGCUCCUGGUGGCGGCCGCGGCCGGAGGAGGCGCAGGAGGAGGCCGGGCGGAGCGUGACAGAGGCCAGACCGGCUCAGGUAGAGACCCUGUCCACCCGCUGGGCACGCGGGCACCAGGCGCCGCCUCGCUCCUCUGUUCCCCGGACGCAAACUGUGGCCCACCCGACGGCUCCCCGUCAGUCGCUGCCGGAGGCACGGGUGCGUCCAAGGCUGGGAACCCAGCAGCUGCGGCGGCGGCGGCGGCGGCGGCAGCGGCCGUGGCAGCGGCGGCGGCGGCGGCAGCAGCCACAGCCAAGCCUUCAGACAGCGGCGGCGGCAGUGGCGGCGGCGUGGGGAGCCCGGGCGCGCAGGGUGCCAAGUAUCCGGAGCACGGCAACCCAGCCAUUCUGCUUAUGGGCGCAGCCAACGGUGGGCCCGUGGUCAAAACGGACUCGCAGCAGCCUCUCGUGUGGCCCGCUUGGGUCUACUGCACACGCUACUCCGAUCGUCCGUCCUCCGGUCCGCGCACCAGGAAGCUGAAGAAGAAGAAGAACGAGAAGGAGGACAAGCGGCCUCGGACGGCGUUCACCGCCGAGCAGCUGCAGAGACUCAAGGCGGAGUUCCAGGCGAACCGCUACAUCACGGAGCAGCGGCGGCAGACCCUGGCCCAGGAGCUCAGUCUCAACGAGUCCCAGAUCAAGAUCUGGUUCCAGAACAAGCGCGCCAAGAUCAAGAAAGCCACCGGCAUCAAGAACGGCCUGGCACUGCACCUCAUGGCGCAGGGACUGUACAACCACUCCACCACCACGGUCCAGGACAAAGACGAGAGCGAGUAACCGCCCAGGCUGGGGCCGCGCGGUCCGCCUUUGCGCCCGCGCCCGCCGGGCACCGCCGUGGCCGCCUCGCCAGCCCAGCUCCGGGGAGAAAGAAUCUGCGCAAAAGAGAGAGGGAGCAACAGGGGAAAGAGAGAGGGCUCCCCAGAAUGGAGAGUCACGCUCGAAGGCAACGUUUUUAAAAAGGAAGAGAGACUCGGACAGGUGCUAUCGAAAAAUAAGAUCUAUUCUCUAUAAACAGAAUAAGGGACGUAAUUGCAAACUCCUUAAAGCUCUAUCUAGCCAAACCGCUUACGACCUUGUAUAUAUUUAAUUUCAGGUAAGGAAAAGAAAGAUGUGUAGCGAUCUCUAUUUGCUGGACUUUUUAUUAAUCUCCUUUAUUAUUAUUGUUAUAAUUAUUAUAAUAAUUAUUAUUUUAUCCCCCACCUCCACCCCCCCCCCCAGCUGCCCCGGCCCAGUUUCGUUUUCGUUGCCUUUUUCUUUUGAUGUUAUCGCUUCCCCGGUGCCUCCCGCCCCGCAUCGCUGGCCCUCGUUUCUCUGGGACUUUUCUUUGUGUGCGUGAGAGUGUGUUCCCUCGCGUGUCUGCUCCUCGCUCUCCCCCCUCCCCAGUCCCUUUCUGUCGCUCUGUCUGUCCUGCCCCCCUUUCGUUUUCCGGAGACUUGUUGAGAAAUACGACCCCACAGACUGCGAGACUGAACCGCCGCUACAAGCCAAAGAUUUUAUUAUGUUCAGAAACCUGUAGUCUGAAAUAAAGUGUACACUGUGCUCA
Molecule: messenger RNA, 2591 nt
Organism: Myotis daubentonii (Daubenton's bat)
Lineage: Eukaryota; Metazoa; Chordata; Mammalia; Chiroptera; Vespertilionidae
Gene: EN1
Product: engrailed homeobox 1
Biological process (GO): regulation of transcription by RNA polymerase II; multicellular organism development; neuron differentiation
Cellular component (GO): nucleus
Molecular function (GO): RNA polymerase II cis-regulatory region sequence-specific DNA binding; DNA-binding transcription factor activity, RNA polymerase II-specific
Source: RefSeq, a predicted model, not a curated record